UCUAGCAGACGAGAGUUGAAUUACUCCUGCUUCUACCCUCCUGCUCCUUCUGCUAGCGCCCCAGCCCCCUAGCUAGCACCCAUCCCUGCAUGCAUCCCAGUCAGUGGUGGGUGUACCAUUAAACGCGAGUUAUUUAAGAUAUUACAGUAAAUUACGCAUUCGUAAUAUCGCGUUCUCUCAAGCCUACCUCCACAAAGCAGAAGAACAUGGUUGUAUAAACUCGUGCGAGCAGCCGCCACAUCAAAAGAGCACACAGACACAUCGCAACAGCCCACCGAUAGUAGACAUGGACAUGCAAUCCCUUCAGGGCUUGCCACCACUACCCAAGAGCCUGAGCGGAUUGCUCAACUUCAGCAGCAGCCAGUGGCGAGAGCUAGAGAGGUUGCACACAAUGCGGACUUUAAUCCAACAGGACCUGAGCCGGAGCGCCCCUGGACACAACCUCCACAAUUCUGCUCACGGACGUUCACGGCACCACAUCGCCCCGCAGGGGGGCGAACGCCCCCCGCAUGCAGAUCAAGCCGUUGUGCCACCGUCCAGCGGACGUGGGACGCAGGAGAGUGGAGAUCAGCGGAUGACACGAACGACUAGGCUCGAUGCGCAGCUUGCUCUGCUCCGCAAAGAGAUGGUCGGACUCCGCCAGCUAGACAUGUCCCUCCUCUGCCAACUAUGGUCCCUCAACGAGUCAAUCCAAGAAUACAAGCAGGCACUGCAGGAACGCUCCCCAACGUGGGACCCCACCCACGAAGAACUCCUCGGUCAACUUAACGGACGCAAUUCGGUGUCACCGUUCGAGGUGAACAGCAGUCCGUCUCCUCAUCCGCGGGGCCACGCCGUGGCAACUCCUCAACGUCACUCGCAUCACAGACCACGUAACCUGUGCUCUGUGCCCGAGAAGACAUCUCCGCGCGCGUCAUCCUGCUCGAGCAUCGAGUAUGAUGACGUUAUGUAAUUUUAGACUGUAGGUGCUGCGUUCAUUUCAUGAAACGGGUGUGUCAUUCUCUGAGAAGGCUUCGAUGUCUUUGAUAGUCUAAGAAACAUGUGCUACGGGGUUGUCAAAGUGGCUUUGUAAGAGUACCUGUCACUAAUACUGCUUGAAAUGGACGCAUUUUCUCUGACAGAAUAGUAAGAAGAUGCAGAGAUUGUUUGUUUACUUGAAAGAUGAAGAAACGUAAAGGCAAUACGGACAGUGUUCACUAGCAACUGGCUUUUUGGCCCAGUGAACCCAAUAACCCUGUAGCUAGUGGAUGCUGUCGGUGUCUCUCUUUUGCGUUUCUUAGGGUUUCACAUUUAUUUCUUUUCACGCAGAAUUUGACGAGGACGUUUGCCUUAAGAAUCGCUCACAAAGCAGGUAUACUGCGACAUCCACCCAGCUGUGUGGUGUGAGGUUGUGGGCUGGAGGCACAGUUACGUUGCAGCAGUUACCCCCCAACAACAGGGAGACGUGUUUGCACUCAUCCGGUAGCUGUGUUAGCUCUGUUUAGUGAAUCUAUGUAUUGUAGGAUCGAACUAUUUUUGCAGCGCUAUUUAACCUGCACAUGUAACUUCCUCUAGCUUAGAAGCAUAAUCCACAAGGACAGCGUCUGUAGUUCCUAUCCUAAGCAGCUAUCGAUGCUUUGAAUCCCCACUGCAAUCUUCCUUAUCAAAAUAACCACCCAAUACGUAUCAAAAUAGUGUGCCAUAUACAAGGUUUUGAGGUGUUCCUCUUUCUUCUGUUCAUUAAUUUUACAGUGUCUAUUACGUAUUUUAUUACAACGCUUGCGUGAUCUUCUCCAAACUGGCAACUGUAUUUCACAUUUACAAAUUGUUUACAGACCUUGUCAAGCAAAGACUGUUUAUAUCUGCAUUCCCGUAUUAUUUUCGGCGAUUGUUAUCAGUGUACAGUUGAAUAUUGUGGUAUUUACAAGUCCUUUUAUGUACGUUAUAAUUUUACAAUAUGCAUUGUGCCAUGUAGAAAUAUUCUACCUGCAUAAAAAGUUUAUAUCACAUC
Molecule: messenger RNA, 1990 nt
Organism: Ornithodoros turicata
Lineage: Eukaryota; Metazoa; Arthropoda; Arachnida; Ixodida; Argasidae
Product: leucine repeat adapter protein 25-like
Exons: 3
Coding region: 287-952 (221 amino acids)
Source: RefSeq, a predicted model, not a curated record